GUUGAAAACACUCGCUCAUCUUGACCACGCCAGGAUUUUCUCGCUCUUUUCUGCUUUCGCCCUCCUCUUCUUUCGAUUGUUUUACGACGAUUACAGUCAUAUUGUGAGCCGCCCAGUCUGUCACUCGUUCAUGCCGCUGGGAUAGGUAGUGCAAUGCGGAGCCACGUCUUCCUAGGCUCCGCGCUUUUGGCGGCCUUGUCAAAUGCCAGCCCGCAUAUUUACUAUAAACCUUCCAGGCAAUGAAACAUCCAUCCCGACAACUUCGAUGAGCUCUUCGUUACAAUCUUCAACUUCUUCGAUAUCGUCCUCGCAAAGCUCAUCUCUGACCGGGUUGGGAAGCAGCUUUAGCAGCUCCGGCAGCUCCAGCAUCUCAUCCUCUUUGUCUUCCGGCAUCCCAUCCUCUUCGUCUUCCAGCAGCUCAUCCUCUGUGUCUUCCAGCAGUUCAUCUUCUGCGUCUUCCAGCAGCUCAUCCUCUUCGCCUUCCAGCAGCUCACUUUCAACAUCCUCGUCCCUGCCAAUCUCUUCGAAUUCAACCUCGUUAUCUAUAACGUCAAUCCCAAGCACCACAUCUUUCAGCAGUUCUUCUAGCUCUCUGGCUGCCUCGAAUUCCUCGUCAUUGGUCACGACAAACGCCACCACCCUAUCACCUACUGGAUGCACAGGCUGUGUUCUUGAGGCUUUGUACCCAACCACCUUGUCCUUUCCGAAAGAGGAAACAUCAUUGUGGACCUAUACCACGGUCACGCAAACCGUUCUUACUAUCUUCAUCACUUUCAAGGAUGACGGUGGUGUUACUAGCGAAGUGAAGACGCUGAAUGAGACGAAAACUGUUAUUGGUCCUGCCAAUCAAACCAUCGUACAUACAACUCCUAUUUUCACAUGGAUACCCGAGGACGGCAUCACGUUGAGCUUUGAUGCUGGACGGACAUAUGUUGCGUUUACUAACAUCUGGGGAGGGCUAGACUUUCUGCCCACUCCAACCGGAGCCCCUGUGACAGCGGGGACCCUUCCGAUCAAUGAACCGGCACUAACCUGCGAUAAUGAAGCUUCUUAUCUAUCCAUCCAGCCUACCAAUGCAGAGCAGUAUAGCUCGUUCAUCCAGACGUUUUCGACAAAUCCGAAUCUGCCUGAGUACACGGCCCCGCUUCCACCUGCUAUAGUUGAAUUUCUCAACAAUGAUCCAUCCAUACGGAGCGUCUUCCACUCGUCAAAUCUCGCAACCUGCACCGUUCGCUCGACCUCAUUUCCUCCACUCGGAUCUAACAGUCCAGUCGAAAGCACAUUUUCUCCCCUCCCAACUUUUGCAACCUCCACUGGCCCCAAUUUUCAGACUCCUAGCCCACCACCCGGGACUUCUGCAUUCUUUUCUUUGAGUGUUCAACCCCCAGAAUCCCCCCCGCCGGGAUUGACCAAGACAACGAGUACUUAUCUCAGCACGAUUCUUGUUCCAACCGAAAGUCAUGUCACACGAGACGGAUGCCUACGUUGCCAGACAGGGGCGGUUCCUGUUGCUCCCACACAAAACCCACCUGAACAUACAGAUCCGCCACAUCCUCCAGAGUCACAUGGAGACCCUGGAGUGCAUCCGGAAACACAAAAGGAUCCGAACAUAAAGACCCCAGAUAUCCCAGGAAUAAUAGCCUCUAUUCUCAAUGACCCACACUUCACUCCAAGCCCACCUGAGAAACCAGGACAGUCCAUUACAAUUGGCGAUAGUGUGAUUCAAGUUCAUCCUGCUCAGCCAACGCAGCCUGGUCAGCAGAAUCAACAAUCACCUCAAAAUCCUGGCGUAGUGAUCGGGUCCGAAACUCUGGCUCCAGGACAGAAAACUACCAUUAAUGGAGUGGUGAUCUCUGUGCCCACAAAUGGUGGGGGCUCUAGCCUAGUGGUAGGAGGGAGCACGAUCGGAGUGAACCCUGUAGCACCAACUGGACCUCCGGUACUUACGGUUGGUGACAACACUGUUACAGCAAAUUCUCAAGGACAAUUCAUUAUUGGGUCCCAGACUCUCACCCCAGGUGGACCCGCAAUCACCGUUGGAGGAAGCACGUUGAGCAUUGGACCAAGUGGAACCAUUGCUGUGGUGAAUGGCGUAACGCAGACCCUUGGAAACGUCCCUCUCAUAACAGGUGCUCCAGUGCUCACCGUGAACGGCCAGACCAUUCCAGCAACUGUCGUUGGCGGGUCGACAAUGUUUGUCCUCGGUGACGGUCAGACUUUGACUGCCGGCGGCACCCUUGUUGUUAGCGGAACAACGUUUAGCAUGCCUGCUGAUGGUUCUGGUUCUCGAGUUGUAGUCAACGGAGUAACGCGGACUCUUAAUAACCCCCCUGGUCUUCCUGUCCUCACUCUCGGUGGCCAGUCUCUCACCGCGUCCGUAAACAGAGGAACGACGGAGUUCGUUCUAGGUCCUGGCCAAACCUUGACCCCUGGCGGCUCCCUUGUAGUCAGUGGAACAACAUUUAGCAUGCCUGCUGAUGGUUCUGGCUCUACAGUUGUUAUCAAUGGCGUAACUCAAACUCUCAAAAAUCCAUCUGGUCUUCCUGUUCUGACUCUCGGCGGUCAGUCCCUCACCGCAUCCGUGAUUGGGGGAACGACGGAGUUUAUCCUUGGACCCGGCCAAACUCUUAAGCCUGGAGGGGUACUUACCGUGUCUGGAACCACAUUCUCGAUGCCAGAAUCAGCAUCUGGAUCUGUUGUCGUAGUCAACGGCGUGACAUCCACUCUCGGACAAGGUCCUAUUACCGCAUAUCCGGCGCUCACAAUCGAUGGAAAGACUUAUUCGGCGACGAUACGAGAUGGAACUACAGAAUAUGUGCUCGGACCUGGAACGACACUUAAACCCGGGGAAGCUGUCACCAUCUCCGGAACGACGUACUCUCUUGACGAUAAGGGAACCGCACUUAUCAUUAAUGGAAAAACAAGCACGAUCCCGAAGACGCCCGCAAGCAAUAGCGCAACUACAACGGGCUCGGGUUCAAGGAGUGAGAGCACCAGCGGUAGUUCGGGGUCGAGUUCAAGCUCCUCGUCGUCGACAACUAGCCAGCGUGAACCAGGCAAUUUCAUCGCAAGUGGCAUUGGUAUCACCAGCAAGAAGGGUGAUGGGGUUGCGUUAAGAAGAGGUCUGGAUAAAUGGGCAGAGGGAAUUAUAAUAAGCUUGGCAGGCUGGGUUUUGAUGUUCUUGUAAUGAAUAGAUGGGAUUUAUGGAUUUCUGUUUUGGCGAUUUUAGAUCGGAAUAUGGCAGUACGAUUUUGCAUGAAGCGCGGCGUUUGGAGAAGGAAUUUAAAACUAAUGGGGACAUGACAGCAACAGAACAAGCUGUCAUAGAUUUGGGAUGGGCGGUUUUGCAUAUGACCGUGUACGCCUCAUUGAUCCAGAAGUGGGUACGAGGAGAUGACGUGCGCGUAGCGUAGUCUCAAGUCGGGAUAGCUAAAAUUUAAGUAGUCAAACACAAGUUCGUUGAAAUUGGAAGUGCUAUGCCACCUUCCAGCCUUCUUGAG
This is a messenger RNA of Lindgomyces ingoldianus, 3500 nucleotides long. RefSeq lists its product as uncharacterized. The transcript has 3 exons. Bases 203 to 3187 code for a protein of 994 amino acids. NCBI's taxonomy places the organism in Eukaryota, Fungi, Ascomycota, Dothideomycetes, Pleosporales, Lindgomycetaceae. The record is from RefSeq and is a predicted model, not a curated record.